AUGGCUACUGCGCCAAUGUCGACAGACCCCUCAAGGCUGUCAUUCGCAAAGAUUGCUGCCUCGGCUGGAAAGGAUAAUGUAGCUCUCGCUUCUUUCGCAAAGAUUGCUGCCUCAUCUGCUGUACGAGAUACGAAAUCUGAGAAUAUAGCUCCAACUGUAUAUGAGAAUAAGAACACAGACAAACCUAACGCUGCAAGCAAGGAUAUUAGCAUGGCCGCUCUCAAAGAAACUGCCAUAGCGACAAAUGAUCAACCCUCAAAGAAGAGGACGUUUACUAAGAAGGAAUCCGAUUUGGCGGAUGCAGUCAAAGCGAUGCAUAUCCGUGACAGCACGCCAAGUCUUGUUGUCAACGGCUCAGGGAUUACACCUCCUAUCAAACGAGAUUUGGGAGAAGGAUUUCCGGAUGACCUAUUUCAGAGAACAGAAUCUGGGUCCGAUUUGGGUACCAAGCCUCCAAGCUUGGAUGGAAAGAGCAUUACCUCAGGUACAACAUUCGCUUUGGAUGAGAAGGAGUCCUUACGUCCUGAUGACAGCGCAAGCGUAAAAGCAGCUGAAGAUGAUGAUACAUUUUCAGGUCGCGGUUCCAUUGUUGCCGGCUCUAGGAUUGGGUCCGAAGCAGCUGCGCGAGCUUAUCGUGCCCAGUUUUAUGAGGCCCCUGAUCGACGUAGUAUUCAACUCAUGCAGGAGCGCCAAACACAGGGCAUUGUUACUCCUCAAAGUGGAUCAUCUGGUCAGCAAACUACGGAUGAUAAACCUAAGCCGCUUGUAGGUCCAUCAGGAUCAACCGAAGCGUUCACACUCUUCUACCGCCAGACUCCGGAUGAGAAACUUCUGGAGGCACUGGAAUCACCAAAAGACCGCAUAUUUCUGCUUCGUCUUGAGCAAGAUGUUAUUGAGUUUGUGAAAGAUUCUAAGGAGCCUUUCAUUGAUCUGCCACCAUGUAACUCGUUUUGCAGAAUGCUAACUCACAAGUUGGCUGAUUAUUACCAUAUGACACAUCAAGUUGAUGCUGUAAUUGGAGCGGUCCGUAUAUUCCGAACGCCAUUUUGCAGGAUUCCGCCAUCAUUAACGAGCAUCUCCAACCCACCCACAACUGGAAAUACUCCUCCCCCUAACCUGCCUGCAAUGAAAAUCAUGCGCAGAGGUGGCGAUGGCGAUACUGGACCAAGUCCUUCCAAAGCUACUUCUGAGACAGGAAGUGAAGCCAAAGACAAAGCACAGUCCGCUAAAGAGAAACUUUCCCGAGAGGAGCGAGAAGCAGUUUAUCUUGCCGCACGGGAACGAAUCUUUGGCAAAGAUGAUAAAUCUGGCGAGGCCACACCAGGUAAUUUUGCCAAAGAUCUUGUCUCGAAACGAUCCGAUGGCAUUGCUAAUAAUGGUCUAGAAAAUGAAGAGGUUGGCGAAAUGUCACGUUCUAGCUCUGUAUCCAUGAAGGACAAGGGCAAGAGGGGCAAGGCUGGAAAACAGCGCCGUGACGACUCUGAAAGCUUCGACGUUCGAUCUCAGUACACGCCAUACUUUCCGCAGCAACAGGCUCAGCCAGCGUGGAUUCCAACUCAAAGUUACGGCACAAUGGGAGUUCAACAAUUCAAUGGUGUCAUGCCAAGUAAUUAUCAGAACCAAAUGCCAGCUCAGUUUGUUCCACCUCCGCAGCCAUUUGUUCCUACCAUGAUGAACAGUGGAAACAUGCAACCGUAUAAUAAUAUGCCACCACCACAAUUUCCUCAGCAAAGUCAGCCACGUUAUCAACCUCACAGUGCUCCAAUUACAACAUACGGUACCCCUGCGCAGUCCCCACAGCCUCCGCAACAAUGGAUCUCACAAAAUCAGUUUCCAGGUGCUCCGUAUCAACCACGAGUACCUGUCGCCGGAGGAUCACCCAACACUAUCCCUUACGCUUUUGGACAAUUACCCAGCAUGGUAAAUCCGGCCGACCCCAAAAGCCAACACCCGAUUCCUGGAAGUUUCAAUCGGCAUGCCUUCAAUCCGAAGACACAGUCCUUUGUCCCCGGCAAUCAAGGUCUUCCUGUUCCACAGCCCAUGUCUCAUCAUGGAUCUCCUCACCAUGGCUCUCCACACCAUGGAUCUCCUCACCUCCCUUACAACAGUUUCCCUUCACCUCAACAACAAUACGGGGCUGGAAUGGGUUAUAGCAUGGCGAGACAAGGGUCUAACAGCUCUUUGCCUUCGUAUCAUGCAUCUCCACACAUGGCACAUAGGUCAAUGAUGCAUCAGAAUAUGCCGCAAGGUCUUCCUCAAGGUUUGCCACAAGCUAUGCCUCAUGGUAUGCCACAGGGAAUGCCACAGGGUAUGGUGCCGAACGGUCAAGUUGGAAGUCACCUUCCCAACUUCGGCAACCCGGCAACGUUACCUCCAAAGCCUCCCACUGGCGUUUAG
Molecule: messenger RNA, 2397 nt
Organism: Sclerotinia borealis F-4128
Lineage: Eukaryota; Fungi; Ascomycota; Leotiomycetes; Helotiales; Sclerotiniaceae
Source: the annotation of a GenBank genome assembly